CAUGACGCCCGCGGCGCGUUCGACGGAAUGCGCCGCCGCGCACCGCCCAUGUGGGCGCCUCCCCUCCCGUGCCACCCGCCGCGCGCACGAGCGCGCGAGCAAGACGUCGCUGUGCCAGCUGCGCGGCGCCGCGCUGGGCGGGGAUGGGGGUGGCGCGAGGCGGACGUCACCUCCCCUCCUCCCUUUUUGACCCGGGCAACCUCCUCCUCCACCUCCACCACCACCUCCGCUUCCCGUCCAUGUCACGCAUUUGUUCGCUUUUGCUCCCACCCCGCUUGUCCUCUUCCCCCGCCCCGGCCGCCUACUGGUCGCCCGCUCUCGCGUCUCUCUCGCGGCCUCUCCUCUCUUUAUCCUCCCUCCCCGUGGUCGCCGUCGAGCACAAGACACCGGUGGCUCGCCCGUCUCUCCGGUGGUAGUUGGCCCCCUUUCGCCUCGGUUCUUCUUGGCGAUCGAGCCGGCAGAGUCCGACGCUCUUUCUUUCCCGGGUUCCUCGGGGUCGAGUCCAAAGGUGCCUUGUGAAGAAAAAUAUCAGGUCAUCACCUAACGUGGUUGGAGUUUGAUCUGGGUUGGCCUCACUGACUGCCAAGGAGUCUAAAUAGCUGGUUUAGGAGCACUGCACCAGCAUUUUGCUUAAGUGGAAGUUCUCAGAGGUUUUCCAGGUAUGUCAAAUGUAACUGAUACAGAGUUUCUCUGCUGCAUUCGGUUUGUUAUUUUUCUUGCUAUUUUGUUCUUGUUUCCUCGUGGGAAUUCAGACCGAAACUUAUGAUUGGACUCGUGGUGCGGUUCGUCACCGAUAACUUCUGUUCGAUGUGGCUCAAAGAAAUUUGAUCCUCAUAUAAGCUCCAGAUCAUGGGUUGGUUAAACAAAAUAUUUAAAGGCUCAGUAAACAGAGUUUCAAGGGGUCAUUAUGAUGGCCACUGGCAUGAAGGCAACCAAUCUGAGCAUACCAGAGAUGCAUAUGAUGAGAGCGACAGUGAAGAUAUAGCCCGUGCUAUUGCAUUAUCCUUAGCAGAGCAAGAUCCAAAUAAGGGAAAGGCUAUUGAUCCUGAUUAUAGUUUGGAGGAAGAUGAGCAACUUGCACGGGCUCUCCAGGAGAGCCUUAAUACUGAGUCUCCUCCUCAUCAAAAUGCUCCUGUUGAGAAUGUUCCAACAGAGAGUAUCCCAGCAAGGGAGCCACAUCAGCAUGUCUUGCCCUCAAGUGGAUUCAGGACUUGUGCUGGAUGCAGAAAGCCAAUUGGUCAUGGGCGUUUUCUUAGUUGUAUGGAUGAAGUUUGGCAUCCUCAGUGCUUCAAAUGUUAUGCUUGCAAUAAGCCCAUAUCAGAGUAUGAGUUCGCCAUGCAUGAAGACCAGCCAUACCACAAAUCCUGUUAUAAAGAUUUUUUUCAUCCAAAAUGUGAUGUCUGCAAGAACUUUAUUCCGACAAAUAAGAAUGGCCUGAUCGAAUACCGAGCACAUCCUUUUUGGAUGCAAAAGUACUGCCCUUCCCAUGAAGAUGAUGGCACUCCUAGGUGUUGCAGCUGUGAAAGAAUGGAGCCAACGGACAUCAAAUAUAUUACAUUAGAUGAUGGGAGGAAACUGUGCUUGGAAUGUCUCACUUCCGCAACAAUGGACUCUCCCGAAUGCCAACACCUUUACAUGGACAUUCAGGAAUUUUUUGAAGGUUUGAAUAUGAAAGUAGAACAGCAAGUUCCAUUACUUCUGGUUGAGCGUCAGGCUCUGAAUGAAGCGUUGGAAGCUGAGAAAAGUGGACAUCACCUUCCUGAAACCAGAGGUCUAUGUCUUUCUGAAGAACAAAUUGUCAGAACUAUCUUAAAAAGACCAACAAUUGGACCAGGAAACAGAAUUAUGGAUAUGAUUACAGGACCAUACAAGCUGGUCCGACGGUGUGAAGUGACCGCCAUCCUAAUACUGUAUGGUCUACCAAGAUUGCAAACUGGCUCCAUCCUUGCUCACGAGAUGAUGCACGCAUAUCUUCGCCUUAAAGGAUACCGAUCCCUUAGCCCUCAGGUUGAAGAAGGCAUCUGUCAAGUCCUAUCCCACUUGUGGCUUGAGUCUGAAAUCAUCGCCGGUGCUAGUGGCAACGCUGCUUCCAGUUCGGCAUCAUCAUCGUCUUCGUCGGCAGCUCCUACCUCUUCAAAGAAAGGAGCAAAGACAGAAUUUGAGAAGAAACUCGGGGCGUUCAUCAAGAAUCAGAUCGAAACAGAUUCAUCCGUGGAAUAUGGGGAUGGUUUUCGGGCAGGCAUUCAAGCGGUUGAACAAUAUGGCUUGAGAAGUACCCUUGAUCAUAUGAGGUUGACAGGGUCCUUUCCUUAUUGAUGAUCAUUCAAUUAAAGAGAAGAACAUUACUCCAAUUUGUGAAGAUGGCUGCAUAUUUUGGAGGUUAUUUGGUGGAAUUAGAUGCAUCAUAUAUAUAUACAACAGGAUAAGAUUAGUUUACAGUAAAGUAAUAAGAAGAGAAAGAAAGAUUAUCCGUAUAGAUAUUUGCAAAUUUUCCUGUUGUCUGUGAAAUAAUACAUGUAAGUCUUAAGAUAUCGAGGUACUAUAGUUGUUUUUCACAUUGCCAGCAUACAGGGCAAACUUUGCUGAACAUAUCUUACAUACAGGAGUACAACAUUUGGAUAAAUUGUGUGGGAAA
This is a messenger RNA of Aegilops tauschii subsp. strangulata, 2635 nucleotides long. NCBI's taxonomy places the organism in Eukaryota, Viridiplantae, Streptophyta, Magnoliopsida, Poales, Poaceae. The record is from RefSeq and is a predicted model, not a curated record.